AUGACCGACUAUUUGGAGGAACAACAAAACGAAUUGGAGGCUCUGCAAUCCAUAUAUCCCGAGGAAUUCCAAGAGAUUAGCGACAACGAAUUCACGAUUGCCAUCCACCCUGACGAUUUGGAACUGGAGAAUUCAUGCUCUCUCUCGCUGCGUGUCAAGUAUACCCCCCAGUAUCCAGAUGAAUUGCCCGAGUUUGAUAUCGACGUGUUGGAGGGGAAGAUUUCAAGUGACCAAAAAAAGCAAAUCAUGGAUGCCUUGAAAGCUUCGGCUGAAGAUUCAUUGGGAAUGGUCAUGGUAUUUACAUUGGCAUCAUUGGCUAAGGAAGAGUUGAAUCAAAUCUUGGAUGAUACUUUGCGAAUGCGUGAAGCCGCUGAAGCCGAAAGGAUUCGCCGUGAGGAAGAAGCUGAGAAUGCAAAAUUCCGUGGCACCAAGGUGACCUGGGAACGUUUCCAAGAGUGGAAGAUCAAGUUCGAUCAAGAGAUUGCCGAGAAAGAAAAGGAAGAGCGAGCAGCAAGAGCAAAGGAACUCAAGAACAAGUUAACAGGUCGUCAGUUAUUUGAACAAGACACUACGCUUGCAAUGUCUGAUUCCAAGUACAUGGAGGAAGGUGACGAGUCUGUGGAUACAAGCAAAUACGAUCGAUCCGAGCGGCAAUAUGAGGAUGAAGAUGAAGAUGAUAAGGAUGACGCUGUAUGGAAACGGUUUGGCAACGAAGAUUAG
Molecule: messenger RNA, 720 nt
Organism: Lichtheimia ornata
Lineage: Eukaryota; Fungi; Mucoromycota; Mucoromycetes; Mucorales; Lichtheimiaceae
Exons: 6
Coding region: 1-720 (239 amino acids)
Biological process (GO): cytoplasmic translation
Molecular function (GO): protein binding
Source: RefSeq, a predicted model, not a curated record